Messenger RNA from Alternaria ethzedia, 714 nucleotides. RefSeq lists its product as uncharacterized. The transcript has 4 exons. The record is from RefSeq and is a predicted model, not a curated record. NCBI's taxonomy places the organism in Eukaryota, Fungi, Ascomycota, Dothideomycetes, Pleosporales, Pleosporaceae. The coding region runs from base 1 to 714 and encodes 237 amino acids.
AUGGCAUUGAGGCUGUAUCGGAAGAAAUUCGAGGACGCAGAAGCGCUCUUCGACAGCGGCGAUAUAGCUGGCUGCAUAUUGGCAGCUCAGCGCAACAUAACCGACACAACUCUUCCGCCGUACUACAUUAUAAGAAACUGUAUACUUCUCACGAGCGCUAUGGAUAACUGGGACGAUGGCAAUGACUGGAGGCUCGCAGCGGAGAGCUGUCACAGUAAUACGGUACGGCGGGCAACGGAAAUGAAUGAUGCCGAUUCGCUCGCUGCCCUACAAGAUCUCCGUGAGGAGCUUGACUGGUUGGCUGAGCAGCGAGACCAAUAUCUCCAGGAACACAGAGCAUGGAUGCUUGAACAAGAGGGAGAGGACGAUGACGCCGAGACGGACUCGGAAGGAGAUGGAGUUGAGUUGGACGACAGCAAGGAGGAGGCGGAGAUGGAAGCCAAGGACGUUGAGUUAGGCGAGAGUAACGCGUUGAUGGGAGGUGGGGACACUCAACACCUUCCGAUCCGCGGACCACAAGCUCCCACGGCAAGCCUCGUAGUCAAUCGAGAGGACGAGCGUUCUGCCAUUCUUGCAGCGACCGCCUUCCUUUUCGAAUGCCAGUCGUACAUACCGGGGCAUAUGCAAGGUCAGUAUACCCAGGCGGUCCUGGAACUUCAGGAAGCUGCCAUGCGCACCAUCAACAGCAUGUCUUCCACAGCUUCCGCAGCUUAA